This is a messenger RNA of Caenorhabditis elegans, 826 nucleotides long. RefSeq names its product Coiled-coil domain-containing protein 167 (gene C14E2.5). The transcript has 3 exons. The record is from RefSeq and is marked reviewed. The coding region runs from base 348 to 791 and encodes 147 amino acids. Lineage: Eukaryota; Metazoa; Nematoda; Chromadorea; Rhabditida; Rhabditidae.
UGUCCUCCUUGCCAGCAAUCACUAAAUGUAAUCUGAAAGUAUUUUCUAAAAAUAUUCCACGCACCAUUUUCCAAGGAUGUCCAGUUUUCUUCAAACAUUUCAGCAUACGUAUAAAUUUUUGAAAAUCUACAAUAAUUAAGCUAAAAAUUUUGAGCCCCGCUCCACAGCUAGCCAGCAUUGAUAAUCUUUAUUCUAGGCGUUUAUCAAGAGAUUUGAUAGUAAAACAUGCAAUUUCAUACCCCCGCUAUACAUGUUAUUGUCAGAGUAAUAAGUCCCAGUGGAAGCUCCUAAUAGGCAUAUAAAAUGGCUGUAAACCAGGAAACAAAGUUUUUUUUUCAGUUUCCAUGAUGGACUCCGAUUAUGACAUUGUGCAUACUGCAAUGGAAAUUCCAACAUUUGCCAGAGCUCUGAACGCGGAGCCUAAGAGCCAGCUCUUUUUGAAAGAGAAUCAAGAUAGUCAGCCUAGGCUUCUCGUGUCUACUGCUGAAAAAAAUGGCUCAGUAAUUUCCAAUUUCAAAUCUUCCUGGAAUCACUAUUACAUCGAAGACAACUCCUCUUCCGAUGAGAACAUAUCUCAGACCACCGUAUUUGACAGCGAAAGUUGCCGGCUCGACGAUCUUGCAGAGUACGUGCAGAUGCUGGCUGCCAAGCAGGCUCGGUGUAACGCAAACAUCAAGAAGCUGGAACAAUCGACACGAAACUUUGCCUCCAUCGCAAUUCCAGCUUUUGUCAUCAUUCUUCUCAUUCUUUUUCUUUUUCUUGUAGAUGUUAAGCCAAAAAAGGCAUUUUGAGCGUCAUCAAAUUCCGCAAUAUUGUAUUUGGAAAA